Molecule: messenger RNA, 666 nt
Organism: Tarenaya hassleriana
Lineage: Eukaryota; Viridiplantae; Streptophyta; Magnoliopsida; Brassicales; Cleomaceae
Product: 60S acidic ribosomal protein P1-3
Biological process (GO): cytoplasmic translation; translational elongation
Cellular component (GO): ribosome; cytosolic large ribosomal subunit
Molecular function (GO): protein kinase activator activity; ribonucleoprotein complex binding; structural constituent of ribosome
Source: RefSeq, a predicted model, not a curated record
CCCGUGACUCUCUUUAUAAUCUUUUCUCCUCUUCCAAUUCUUCUUCUGAAUCAAAACCCUAGUCAUUUUUCACUUUCACGGCGCACCCGCAGUCACACGAUCGCCGUUCGAGAAACGAUGUCGACUGUUGGAGAGCUUGCUUGCAGUUAUGCUGUUAUGAUCCUCGAGGACGAGGGUAUCGCGAUCACUGCUGAUAAGAUUUCGGCAUUGGUGAAGGCUGCCAAUGUGAAUGUUGAAUCAUACUGGCCAAUGCUUUUCUCCAAGAUGGCUGAGAAGCGUGGUGUCUCUGAUCUCAUCGCGAAUGUUGGUGCUGGUGGCGGGGGGGCUGCUUACCCCGCUGCAGCUCCUGCUGCUGCUGCUGGUGGCGGUGCCGCUUCAGCUGCUCCUGCAGCAGAGGAGAAGAAGAAGGAGGAACCUGAAGAGGAGAGUGACGGAGAUUUGGGUUUCAGCUUGUUUGACUAAGCGCGUCCAUUUCGUAUAAGGAUUGUGUCCUUAGCGGCGUGUAGUGGAGAGUUGGGGACUGUACUUUUUUGCCUUAAUUGAAACCUACUUAGUGUGGUUUAUAUUAGUUUGAUCUAUAUAUGAGUUGGCUCAUCGUCCUCUAGACCCUUUGGGCAUAUAAUGAUAUAUUAUAUAAUGCAUAAAGUUUGGAGCUUUCUAUCAUCA